AAUUAUUUAUUUGUCCUGUGCUUUUACACAAAAAGCCCGGGGUUUCUUUUUUUUUCUGUCAGAGGGAUUAAACUCGCCUUUUUCUGGAAAACGAGUGCAGAGGUAAAGAACGCCAUGUUGACACGACACCGCCAACUGGGACGCCAAAUAGCACUUGGGAUAAUAACGUUGUUAUUCCCUGUAUUUUAUUACGUUAUCACAAUCAACGAUCAAUCGACUCAAGCCAAAUUAUCUGAAGAAAAAAAGACGAGCUUGAAACAGCUGAUUAAUCAAACUUUCAACUUUCAACGGUUAUAAAGCAUCGGUUAAUUUCUUGCCCAUUGUUAAGAACACUUAACUAAUUUACUUUAAUUCAAUUACGUGUGUGUAUGGUAACAAUUACUUCUAAUGCAGCAGAUGCCAAAAAACAUUCUUUUGCUAACGACGGGCCUAACUUCAGGCUAACUUAGCAACAUGGCUAAUGUUACCAACGAAUACAAUUGGCAUGAGAGAGGGGCUAAGCUAACGGCUAAUGUUUUUUGUUAAUGGUAAUUUUGACGGUUCAAAUCGCUGCGUCGUUGAAUUAAACAUGGCGUUUACUAAUAUUGUGAGACCAGCUUGGUUAAUCAAUCAGUAUGGGCUACUAACUGUUGAAGUAUCUUAUAUUCAAAGCAACGUGUCGCUCAAUUAACGUUAGCUUUAACGUUAACUUACGCACUUAAAAAUAGUAGUCGGGUCGUCGUCUUUCUGCCUAAAUAACACUCGUUUUAGCUCCCGAUUCGCCCAGAGAUGAUUGGGAUUUCUUCCCCUCGAGUCUCAAAUGAUAGCUAUCUUCAAAUAAUGAUUUUUGUAACGUUGCCGACUAAUCAGUUUUGUAGCGUGUUACAGUAAUUUAGCCAUCUAUUUUAAACGCGUUUGUGGAGCCUGCUGUCAUGGAUAUUUGUCUAACCUAUCACUUUUAUUCACAGUCGUGCCCACACUGACUCGUCCCAAACAUCCACAAAAGUCCCCAGAAAAUGUGUAAAACGUCUGCAAAGCAUCCCAGAAGUGUUUCAAGUCAAACACAAAGUUCCCUUUUUUCCACAGUCCCCAGUUGGCAAGUGUGCUGUAUGUAACUCAGUUGGCCCCAUUUCCAAGUCCCACAGACCCCAGUAGUGUCCCUAAAAGAUUAGGGAAAAACCUUUUUUUCAAUGGUUUUGAGUGCAAAAUGUGAAGGAAACCCGUCACAGCCAGAGGAUGGAGAGCUGGAGGAGGGCGAGCUGGAAGAUGAUGGGGGAGAUGUGGAGGAGGUGGAGAUUGGUGGAGGAACGUCCGCAGCAGCAGCAGCAGCAGGAACAGGAACAGGAGGAGGAGGAGGAGGCGUAGACGGCGGUGAUGAAGUAGGCGGAGGAGGUGAAGCGGGCGGAGAAGAGGCUGGGGAGAGGCCUCAGCGAAGUAAGGAGCGCCACGCCAGCAGCAAUUCAGACGAUGAGAGAUCCCACCGUCGCAAGAGGAAGAGGAAGAAGGAGAGGGAGCGAGAAAGGGAGAAGAGGAGGUCCAAGAAAAAACGCAAAUCCAAACACAAACGUCAUGCAUCCUCUGAUGACGACCACUCGGACUUCAGUGACGACUCUGACUACAGUCCCAGUGAGAAGAGGAAGUACAGAGAGUACAGUCCACAGUACCCCCCUCCUUCUCAUGGGGGCUACGGUGGCCCAAAGAAGGGCACCUACAUGAAGAUGGAAAAGCAGAGCUAUGGAGGCUACGAUGACUUUGAAGAGGACAACUUUGAGGGAGAGGAAGAGGAGGACAUUGGGGAUGAAGACUAUGACGACUUCACCAAGGAGCUCAACCAGUACCGCAAGGCCAAGGAGGGAGGAGGCGGCCGCGGGCGAGGUGGGUCCACGGCAGCCGGGUUAAAGCUGUCGAAGUUGAAAAAUAGACUCGGGGGCAAGGGUCGCAUGAAAAACCAGAGAGGCCGUGGAGGAAUGAGGGGGGGGAGGAGGGGAAGAGGAGGAAGCAGAGGAAGAGGAGGUCGAGGAGGAGGAGGAGGAGUUGGAGGAGGAGGAGGAAAGAUGGGAGGAGACAACGACGAUGGAGAGGGCUAUGGAGAAGACAUGGAGUAUGGAGAUGAUGACUAUGACAACAUGGGUGGUGGUGGUGGUGGUGAUGAUGACUACGAUGACUACUCGAAAGAACUUAAUCAGUACAAAAAGUGCAGAGGCAGAGGAGGUAAAGGUGGCCGCGGACGAGGGAGGGGUAAAGGAGGGCGGGGUAUGCUAAGAGGAGGAAGGGGUCGAAACCGCGGGAGAGGAAGAGGUGACAUGGGGAAUGAGGACGACAACAACGGGGACAUGGACAACGGGGACGGAGGUGGAGGAGGCGAUGGACCUGGACCAGGGAGGAGAAAUCACAAUGAGAAGCACCAGGAUAAGAAAGGAAAGGCCAUCUGCAAGUACUACAUCGAGGGACGAUGCACCUGGGGGGACCACUGCAACUUCAGCCAUGACAUUGAGCUGCCCAAGAAGAAGGAGCUGUGCAAGUUCUACAUCACUGGAUUCUGUGCCCGAGCCGACCACUGUCCUUACAUGCAUGGUGAAUUCCCCUGUAAGCUGUUCCACACCACAGGGAACUGUGUCAACGGCGACGAAUGCAUGUUCUCCCAUGAUGCCCUCAAUGAUGACACCCAGGACCUGCUCAACAAGAUGCUGGAAGAGGAUGCGGAGGCCGGCGCAGAGGAUGAGAAGGAGGUGGAGGAGCUGAAGAAGCAGGGGAUCAACCCUCUCCCCAAACCCCCUCCUGGAGUUGGCCUCCUCCCCACCCCUCCUCGGCCUGUUCCUCUAGAAACCAACGCAGGUUCUGGGGAUUUUGGUGGGCCUACGGCAGGUGACUUUGGGGGUCUUUCUGCACCUAACCAGGGGCCCAUUUCUAACAAAGGUCCCCCAGGACCAGGGCCUAUUCCUGGGCCUAACCCCUGUUCUGGUCCCCCUCUCCAUGGCCCUGACGGAAGUCCCUUCCAAGGCGGGCCCCCAAAUCCCAGUGGCCCUCCUCCCCACAUGGGCCCCCCACCUCCUUGUGGUGGAGGGGGAGGUGGCAUGGGGAAGAAGAUCCCCUCACUGUUUGAGAUUAAAGUUCAGCCAACGGGACAGCUGGCUCAUAAACUGGCCGUCAGAGGCCAGACUCCCAGUGGCAACCAGGGUCAGACUGCAGCACCUGGACCCCAAGGGGCCCCUGGUGCCCCUCCCCCUUGCUUCCCUGCUCCCCCAGGCAUGAUGCCCCCUGACAUGCAGAACAUGGGACCCAACCUUGGGAUGAACCAGGGGCCCCCCAACAUGGGCCCCGGCGGACCGCCCAUGAUGGGAGGAUUUGCGUCUGGUGACGGCCCUCCACAUGGAGGUGCUAUGCCUCCAGGUCCUCCUCCGGGCGGAGGAAACUUCUUCAAUAACUUCUUCAAUCAGCAGGACAGUAUGCAGAUGGAGGGAGUGGUGCAAGAAGGUGACAACUACCAGGGUUUUGCCGGUAUGGACGAGAGAGGAGGAGUGGGGAACGUUGGUCAUCAGUCGGGUGGCAGUCAAGACAGCUCUGCUAAUGGAGCGUCAGCCAAUCAAGGAGGGAUUUCUGUGCCGGACUUCCUGCCUCCAGCACAGCGCGUCCUGUUCAUGAGGAUCCAACAGAAGCAGCAGGAAGAAGAGGAAAGAGCUCGCAGGAUGGCCGAGGGAGGAGCAGAGAAAAGUAGAGACACGGAAGGUGACUCAGGGAACUGGUACUCCAGUGAGGAUGAGGAUGGCGGAGGUAGUGUGACCUCCAUCUUGAAGACGCUCCGUCAGCAGACCAAGGCUCCUCAGAAAUCUGACGCCCCCCCGAGCGACCCUCGCCUCCAGAAGGCUUCCCCUGCCAACGCUCCGGCUCGGCCAGCAGACCCCCGCUUGGCUCGGGACCCACGCCUGGCACGUGCUGCAGAUCCAGCCGACUCCACCCACUCAAUGCCCGCUCUGUCUUCCUCUGGACCGCCUGCAGACCCGAGGUUAGCGCGGCUAACUACUGCUGGUUCCGCGGGAUCCACUUCCCACUCGCAUCCUGCUCCUAAACCAGAGCCUCCUCUGGUCUACAAACCCCCGCCGCUUACAACCCCGGCAGUGGAGGAAGAGGAGACGGAGCGGGUUCUACGGGACAAGCCAGUGCCGAUUCCUCUGGAUCCGCUCAUGGGUAUGGCUCUGAGAGACCCACGCUCGCAGCUGCAGCAGUUCAGCCACAUCAAGAAGGAUAUUGUUCUCCACAUGCCGGCCUUCGCCAAAGCCAUCGCCUGGUCUCCUGAGGAUCUUCUUCCUCUCCCCAUACCUAAGCAGGACCUCCUUCCACUCCCACCAGGCAUCCCUCCAGUCUCCUCCAUAGACCCACGUCUGUCCCGCACUCAGCAGCCGCUCCAAACAUCGCUCCCUCACUCACAGCCUCCUCCUGUCCAGCCUCCUCCCUCCUCCUUGGACCCCCCUGCUCCUUCUUCCUCCACCUCCUCCCUCCCAGACUUUGAACUCCUGUCUCGUAUCCUGAAGACUGUCAACUCCAGCCCGUCCCAGACUCCCUCCCCUCCUCUCUUAACCGCCCCUAUUGCCCCUGUGUCGCUGCUGGGUCCACCUCCCCCCAUGCCUAUGCCUCCCCCACCUGCAGAAAAGCCUGUUGACCCCCGUAUGUCCCGUAAAGUCCCCACAGACCCACGUCUCCAGCCCCAGAAGUCAGCACUUAAGCAACCAUCCGACCCUGUGCCUCCUCCUGUCUCCUCUACCUCUCCAGCAACAACAUCUAGCUCCUCUCCUCCUACCAUCGCCCCCUAUGACCCAAGGCUGCUCUCCUCAGGUGGGGCAGGCCGCGGUGUGGGCGCCGGGGCACCAGGGGGAGCCAGUGUGCUGAGCAACAUCAGUCUGUAUGACCCUCGGACUAACAAACCAGGCAGCCCUGGUACCAGCAGUGGCUCUAACAACUCCCCCAACUCAGCCAGCACAGAGUCCAAACCCAGUGACCCCCCGGCAGGUAAACCUAAGUCCAAGGAACCCCUGUUUGUUCGGAAGUCAGCGUUGGACCAACCAGAGCCAGAAAAAAGUGCAGAGCAAGGAACCGAUCGAUACAACAGCUAUAACAGGCCCCGGCCUAAGCCUGCACCCUCGCCCAACUCCGCGGCCCAGGGGGGGCCCGCUGCAGCAGCCGCCGCAGGCCAGGGGGCUCCUGGAGCUGCUGGGGAUCAGGGGCCCGCAGGUGUCCACAACCUACCAGUGUCCUCUUUAUUUGGUGUGGUGAAGCAGGCGGCCAAGCCAGGAGGGACGGGCAGCCCCUUUGGAGGCAACAGUCCGGUGCAGUCUGACCAGGCGACCACGGAGCAGGACAAUGCCUCGCUGAAGGACGUUUUCAAAGGCUUUGACCCCACAGCCUCGCCCUUCUGCCAGUGACCCCGAUGACCAUUGAACCCUAAAGCCCAUCAUGUGGUCGGCCGAUGGCUGGUUUUAACAUUUUUGGACACUGAAGAGAACAGUGAAAAGGAGAAAGAAAAGCGCACUGAGGCAACUGCCUGUAAGACUAGUUAAGAAGACAGACUUUUGUGAACAAACUGAUGUCACACAACACACACACACACACACACACACACACACACACACACACACACACACACACACACACACACACACACACACACUUUACCACAGUGUUGCAGAUUCAGAUUCUAUAAAAGACUCUUGGGUUAUGGGAAGGGUUUAAAGUUAAAUCUCUAAAGCUCUAUUUUAAACAAACAUAUUGAUGUAUAAAUAAAUGUAUUCUCUUCUUCUCAAUGCUUAAAGAAAAGUUAUUCAGGCAGCAGCAAAAACACAUUUAUAUCAAAUGAACAUUUUAGCUUCACAUCUUUUUCCAUCUUCAUUUCAGUUCCUUCAUUUUCUCCUCACCUUUAAACUGGUUGAUGUGCUUGUCUAUAUUUUUGGGCAGUCAAAGUUGACAAUGCUCUUCGCAACAGAUGAAAGGCCAGGAUCAAAAUUUUUCCCAACAAAAUAUUUCUUAUUUGUGGUGUUUUGUGAUUAAAAGAACAGCACUGACUGAACGGCAACUCCUUUAACACUGUUGCCCAUCUGAAACAAAUGACCCUCUACAGCACUGCCUUUGUAUCUCUUUAACCCCUGUGCAAAAGGUUUGUCAAACUAUAGCAUACAUGUUUUCAUUACAACUCACCGUGUCACAUUUGCUGCAGAAUACAAUUGCAAAUACCUAAACCUAAAUCUAUAUUCUGCUUUUUUUUGUAUUUAUUUUUCUACUUCUUUGCACUGUCGGUGUGUGUCCUCCAAGGGUUGUAUUCAUGUUUUUAAUGUCUGUAGCUCCUACAGCUGUUCACAUACGGUUUUAUUUCAGGUAUUUAGCUCUUACCCAAAACGGGUAACUGGCGGUACAGGAAGUGACUUGUGGUCUUUCAGUACAGCCUCUCUAACCACUACGCCAGCGUUGUUACUUUUUUUCUCAUAUUUUAUCUUCGGCAGUCCUUUUGCUACAAGGAGAAAAGGCUGUCACGUGAACAUUUUGUUUUAUCUUUCUGUAAAAAAUGGAGAGUUCUUAAAUGACAGCUUCUGUAGCUUUAAGGUAGAAAAGAUGGAAAAUAACCCCACGUCCCUCUACAGUGGCAGAUUUGAGCUUUAUAGCAUCAGUAGAGGACAUUAAACAAGUUUGUUUUUUUCCCUGCUGAAAGGGUUGCCUUAAAGGUGCAACCUGUAAUUAGUCAGCCCCGGUUGGUUAAUAAGAAUAGGACACUUUGAUUCACUGAUUCAGAAUUCACCAUCUAGCCUUUAGUUUUUUUUAUUAGUUUUUAUUUUAAUUUUAUUAACUAAUUUGUUAAGAAUGGUUAAAAAACUUGACUGCAGAUUUCUGAGAGUGGUUGGAGGAAUGGAAUCAUUUGCAGCCUCGCAGCAUAAAUUUAUAAGCGUUUGGCUUUAGUAGCUGCUGACAGUGUGACAAUCAUAAACUAGACUCGGACCUACAAAUCAAUUAAUGCAUGAAUCUCGCGUUGAUCUGCGCAGGUGCUCCCCCUACGGUCAGUCUGAACUCUGCAUAAAGAGAACAUUUUCAUUCAAAUGUCAGAUCUUAACAUUACCUGUUUCAAAACAAAUAUUCAACACAGACUGAACCUGUUGAGUCUUUACAUCUUUUCUCCAGAACCUCCCUUAAUAGUUUCUAACCCUUUACCAUAAAUAGUUGAAUUCAGAAGUCAAGUGCAGUGUCUGAAUCAGUCUGAGGAUAAGCGGUUAUUCCCGUUUUGCCUAAUUUAAUUGCCAGGCUUGUUUGAAAAUCUUUAAACAUGGGGUCACUGUCGAGGAGCUUCCUAGAAGUUCCAGACUUCCAGAAGGUGUCAGGAUUGCCGUCGACCGUCUUGUGUAUAAAUGUUGAUCAUUUUAAUUUAUUUUUUUAUACCUGGGUAAAUAUACUUCCUCAUUUGACAUUUUUGAACGGAAUCAUUUUAUAUUUCAGAAAUAUGUGAUUGAUCCCACAUCAGUGGGACGUAGGCAGCCUGUGACAGUGUGAAGAGAGGAGAAAGACAUAUUUUUUUAUUUGGUUUUGUGUGUAGAGAUUCAAACUAACAAAAUAUUCACUAUUGCCCCCUCCUGUCAGGCCUGUUAGAAGGCUGAGUGUCAGCAAUGGCAAAUGUGAAAUUGUCGAUUUGUUCUUUUCUCAUGGCUUUGUUUUUUUUCAAAAAUUUUUUUUUUUGUGUUCUUCCUAUGUAAAUUUAACCAGUAUCCUGUCUUUGGAGGAAUGGAGUUUUCUAACUGUACACUGUAGGUUGUUAAAGUAUUUAAAUAAAGUUGAUAAAUGAUCAGCCAGUUAAAUCUA
Sander lucioperca (pikeperch) is the source of this 7809-nucleotide messenger RNA. It is a transcript of the gene zc3h4, whose product is annotated as zinc finger CCCH-type containing 4. Gene Ontology annotation, cellular component: nucleus. Gene Ontology annotation, biological process: negative regulation of DNA-templated transcription. NCBI's taxonomy places the organism in Eukaryota, Metazoa, Chordata, Actinopteri, Perciformes, Percidae. Gene Ontology annotation, molecular function: RNA binding; metal ion binding. The transcript has 14 exons. The record is from RefSeq and is a predicted model, not a curated record. The coding region runs from base 1170 to 5396 and encodes 1408 amino acids.